GUGUGCUAUCCAAACAGACUAUUACCCCGUAUGAUUUCAAGUUCAGGACCAGAACUGAUUUAUAAUUCUGUUAAAAUUAUUUCUCCGAAUUCUAUCAACCUCGAAUUACCGCCUCUGAUUUUCUAGAUAACUUGCGCGCGCGCGCAUUCAGACUUGAGAGUGAUGCCCUAAAUCCCCAAAGCCCAAACAAAAGAAUCCCGAAAACCCUAGUUUCUCACAUCACAGAAACGAGAAACCUAAGUUAUUGUUCCUCGAUUUGAUCCUCAAACCCUAAAUCUAAACCACAGAAGAUGUCAUCAUCAUCAGGGCAAUCUCAAUUUCGAUACACUCAAACACCAUCAAAGGUUCUUCACCUUCGUAAUCUACCAUGGGAGUGCACAGAAGAAGAACUUGUUGAACUUUGUAAACCCUUUGGAAGGAUCGUUAAUACUAAAUGCAACGUCGGUGCUAAUCGUAAUCAAGCCUUUGUUGAAUUCGUGGAUUUGAAUCAAGCUAUUUCAAUGGUUUCAUAUUUUGCGUCGUCAUCGGAGCCGGCACAAGUUCGUGGUAAAAGUGUAUAUAUUCAGUAUUCAAAUAGACAUGAAAUUGUAAACAAUAAGAGUUCUGGUGAUAUUGCUGGGAAUGUCUUGUUGGUGACAAUCGAAGGUGUUGAAGCCGGUGAUGUUAGUAUUGAUGUUAUUCACUUGGUGUUCUCUGCUUUUGGGUAUGUGCACAAAAUCGCUACUUUUGAGAAGGCUGCUGGCUUUCAGGCACUAAUCCAAUUCACCGAUGCUGAAACUGCAGCUUCAGCACGUAAUGCAUUGGAUGGACGAAGUAUACCAAGGUACUUGCUUCCCGAACAUGUUGAUUCAUGCCACUUGCGUAUCUCGUAUUCUGCCCAUACUGACUUGAACAUCAAGUUUCAAUCCCAUCGCAGCAGAGACUACACAAAUCCGUACCUUCCUGUUAAUCCUUCUGCAAUUGAAGGAACUAUGCAGCCUGUGUUAGGUCCCGAUGGGAAGAAAUUAGAACCAGAGAGUAAUGUGCUGCUUGCUUCAAUAGAGAAUAUGCAAUAUGCGGUCACAGUAGAUGUGCUUCACACGGUAUUCUCGGCAUUUGGGACUGUUCAAAAAAUUGCUAUAUUUGAGAAGAAUGGUGGAAUGCAGGCGCUAAUUCAAUAUCCAGAUGUUGCAACCGCAUCAGUUGCCAAAGAAUCUUUGGAAGGACACUGCAUCUAUGAUGGCGGCUAUUGUAAGCUUCAUAUGUCAUACUCUCGUCAUACUGAUCUUACUGUUAAGGCACACAAUGAUAGAAGCAGAGACUACACGAUCCCAUUUUCAGCUUUGCCCCCCAUGCAACAACCUAUGCCUUCACCACCUGCUCCUGGUGGAUGGCAAAAUCCCCAAUAUGCUUCAGUGCAUGUAGGAAAUGAAUACUCUGCUGGAGCACACAUGCAACCUCCUGGUGGACAAGCAUCAUCAUGGGAUCCUAGGAUGCAGGCAAGCGGACCAAAUUAUGUCUCAGGACCAGGCACUAUUCCUGGUCAAGCAUAUGGUCCACCCCCCAACCCGCCCAAUGGCUCUGGCCCCUGCUAAUCCUAGAUGGACCGGGUUGGGGUCCAACCCCUUUGUUUCACCUGGUAUAAACCAUGGGAUUCAGCCCGCGGUGUACCUAGAAUUUCCUCUCAAUUGGUCUGCAUCUAGUGUUUUCGUUAUUCGGUGUUAGAAUUGUGAAUCGAAAUUUCUUUGAACAGAAUCGGUUUUGGUUCUAAACUAGAACUGAUCUGAGCUAAAUUUUGGUUCUAAAUUUGUGUACUUAAGCCAAGAAGAAGAGCUUUGAAAUGUUAAAGUUUUUUUUCAUUUCAAUAUAGGUUUAAAGAUGCAAGGAUUUUUAAUAUUGACUUUGCAGUGGUUUGGUUGGUUUGUCAA
Messenger RNA from Papaver somniferum (opium poppy), 1907 nucleotides. Its product is annotated as polypyrimidine tract-binding protein homolog 1-like. The transcript has 10 exons. Gene Ontology annotation, molecular function: mRNA binding. The record is from RefSeq and is a predicted model, not a curated record. Gene Ontology annotation, biological process: regulation of RNA splicing. Bases 291 to 1574 code for a protein of 427 amino acids. NCBI's taxonomy places the organism in Eukaryota, Viridiplantae, Streptophyta, Magnoliopsida, Ranunculales, Papaveraceae. Gene Ontology annotation, cellular component: nucleus.